Misgurnus anguillicaudatus (oriental weatherfish) is the source of this 1640-nucleotide messenger RNA. Its product is annotated as keratin, type I cytoskeletal 19. The record is from RefSeq and is a predicted model, not a curated record. Lineage: Eukaryota; Metazoa; Chordata; Actinopteri; Cypriniformes; Cobitidae. Gene Ontology annotation, molecular function: structural molecule activity. Gene Ontology annotation, cellular component: cytoskeleton.
UGGACUCAAAAAUCGCCAUCCUCUUCAGGACUCCAGCGGUUUCCUGUUGUGUCUCCUUUGCUUUGAUCUCAUCUCUAACCUCCAUCGACCAUGUCAAUCCGCAUGUCAACCACUAGGUCCGUAGUGUCCUCGGGCCGAAGUGGCAUGAUGGGUCCGCAAAAAGCCAGCAGCGUGUAUGGCGGAUAUGGAGGGGGCGUCCGUAUCUCCUCUGCUUCUUCUAUGCAAACCAGGAGUGCAGGAGGCUUUGGCGGAGGUUAUGGUGGUGGUUUUGGUGGCGGUUACGGUGGUGGAUUCGGUGCAGGAGGCAUGGCAUCAGGGGAAGUGGUCCAGCUGAACGAGAAGGCCACCAUGCAGAACCUGAACGAUCGUCUGGCCUCCUACCUGGAGAAGGUGAGGUCUCUGGAGGCUGCCAACGCAAAGUUGGAGAAGAUGAUUCGGGAGUACUAUGAGACGAAGGGGCCUGUUGCACAGAGAGACUACAGUGCCUACUGGAACACCAUCAAUGACCUGAAGGAAAAGAUUAAAAAUGCCACCAUCAGCAAUGCCAACAUCCUUCUGCAGAUCGACAACUCCAAACUGGCUGCUGAUGACUUCAGAAUAAAAUACGAGCAUGAGCUUGCCAUGCGCCAGUCUGUGGAAGCUGACAUCGCUAAUCUGCGUCGCCUGCUGGACCAGACAACCUUGAUGAAGGCCGACCUGGAGAUGCAGAUCGAAGGUCUGCAAGAUGAACUGGCGUUUAUGAAGAAGAACCACCAGGAGGACUUGGCUGCCAUGAGGUCUCAGUUGUCCGGCACGGUGAACGUGGAGGUCGAUGCUGCUCCUCAGCAAGACAUGACCAAAGUUAUGGAGGAGAUUCGUGCGCAUUACGAGUCCAUCAUAGAGAAACAUCGCAGAGAUCAGGAGGCCUGGUUUAAAGACAAGUCCGCAGAAAUUAGCAAGGAGGUGCAGGUCAGCACAGAAAUCAUCCAAACCUCCAAGACAGAGCUCACAGACCUGCGACGCACCUUGCAGAGCCUGGAGAUCGAGCUACAGUCUCAACUCAGCAUGAAAUCGUCACUAGAAAACUCGUUGGCAGACACAAAUGCAAGAUACAGCGCUAUGCUUGCAGGAUUACAGAAUCAAAUCAAUAUGCUGGAGAAUGAGCUGACUCAGAUGCGGGCGAGUAUUGAGCAACAGGGACACGAAUACAAAAUGUUGCUGGACAUCAAGAGCCGUUUGGAGCAGGAGAUCGCCACCUACAGGAGCCUCCUGGACAAUCAGGACACAAAGUAAGGUUAUCAUUUUUAGUCAAUGUUAUCAUUAUCUUGUCACACAGUCUUAACUUUACUAAUGCACUUCUUUUUCUUUGUCUUUUAGGACUCCAGGUAAUUUAAAUCUCUUUUUGAAUAUUGUGUUAAAAUUGUUUUAUAUCUAUGUUUUAUAUGAGGCUUUAAUAAGAUUUUCUCUCUGCUCUCAGGUGCACCAGCUAAAUAGAGAGCGGACUGCUUUGUGAGACAACUUCUGAAAACACACACACGUUUUGUCUGAGCAUUCGUAAAUGCUAGCAUUGGUAUACAGAACAAGAUUCAUGUCAAAAACAGUUUACAUCUGAUGUUGUGUGCAAGAAAAGUCUCCAAAAUAAAACUGCCAAAAUACUUCAA